Messenger RNA from Planococcus citri (citrus mealybug), 1749 nucleotides. Its product is annotated as proton-coupled amino acid transporter-like protein pathetic. Gene Ontology annotation, biological process: amino acid transmembrane transport. The transcript has 2 exons. The record is from RefSeq and is a predicted model, not a curated record. NCBI's taxonomy places the organism in Eukaryota, Metazoa, Arthropoda, Insecta, Hemiptera, Pseudococcidae. Gene Ontology annotation, molecular function: L-amino acid transmembrane transporter activity. The coding region runs from base 250 to 1680 and encodes 476 amino acids.
GUAGCUAUGUAUUCAGACUGUUUGAGAAUAAUUAAGUAUAAAAAAAUGAAGAUGUUUAGUGUCGUUAUAAAAACCAUUCGAGUUCGAAGUAGGUAAGUUUCAAUAUUUUCAAAGCGCCAGUAAAUUGCGUUGAAUAAUGAUCGAAGACUGUAAUAUUGUGAUAAUGUGAUUAUAUGUAUUCGUAAGACACCAGUCACUCAUUUUCAAGCAACCGACCUACCUGUACCUAUCGUCCAAUUUCACAUUACCAUGGCACAUAACCGAGUAUCACCAAUAUUCAAUGACACUUCACCUCCGAAGGUGCCAAGCCAGGGCAAAGAGAAAGAAAGUUCCUCUCCUGGAUCGCCUGUAAUGUUAGAAAAUUACUUGCCCGGACCACCUGUAAUAUCAGAAAAAUCAUUGAUAGAGGAAGAAUACGAUCCUCACGCGUUUGGAAAAGAGCGUAAUCCGACCAUUUUCUGGGGCCCGAUACUCCAUUUAUUGAAAUACAUCGUUGGAACAGGGGUAUUAAUUCUGCCAUACACUUUCAAAAGCGUGGGCUAUGCUGUAGCUAUUUUUGGCACGAUAUUUGUAUGCGUCCUGUACAUGCACGUGAUACACCUUUUGUUUGAUGUAGAAUACCGACUCUGCAAGAAGCUGAAGACUCCCAAUCUUACCUACAUCGGCAUUGUAGAGGGAGCAUUCGACCAAGGACCACGAUUCUUCCGCAAAUUAGUCCCAGUUUGCAAAUUCUUCGUGUAUUUUCAUUACGUUUUCAACAAAUCGCUGAUGAAUGGCGUCUAUUUAAUAAUCAUAUCGAGUAAUUUUAAAAUCGUGAUCGAUCACUACUACGGUACGAAUACGAGCGUUAUCGCCAUCAUGACCGCACUGAUGGUGCCGCUGAUUGGUCUAGCUUUGAUUCGAGAAUUGAAAUUUUUAGUACCAUUGUCCAUGUUGACGAAUGCGUUCAAUAUUUUCAAUCUCUUGAUAAUUCUUUCCAUUCCGAGCUCUUACAAUGGCGCGGCUGAUAUGAAAGCAGUGAAUGAUAUCACCCAGUUUCCGAAUUUUUUCGCUAUUCUUCUAGGAUCGUUGGAAUGUACAGCCCUCAGUUUGCCUGUAAAAAACGACAUGGAAAAUCCGAAGAGGUUUACGACUUUUUUCGGCGUCCUCAACAUAUCUUUAUCGAUUGCUGCCCUAGUUUAUGGUACUUUCGGUAUACUGGGGUAUGCUAAAUACGGUGAUCAUCUGCAACCGAAUAUUAUGUUCAAUUUACCUCCUGGCGAAAUGAUUCCAUUGGUGAUUCUGAGUUUGCACUCUUUGGCAAUUUGCAUUUCGUUCAUUUUAUUCAUAUAUAUUUCUUACGAUACUGUAUGGAAUAAUUUAUUUAAAGGUAAGAAAAUGAAGCGUCCUCUAGUCAUGGAGUACAGUAUACGAAUAACGCUGUGCAUUUUACCUUACUGCUUCGCACUAGUUAUACCUGAUUUUAAACUACUGCUCUCUCUAACUAACGUAAUAGGUAUAUUGAUGGAUGAAGGUAUACCACCCAUCUUACACAUGCUCUUAUUGGUCAAAAAAGAAGGCCAAAGUAUGCGUUUCUAUUUGAGUUUAUUGAAAGACAUAGCGAUUGUUUUGAUUUGUUUUUGUUUAUUUGUUGCUGCUCUAGUCGAUGUUGUUAAAAAUAUUUUAGCGUUUUAUGUUUAGUUUUUUUUAUACGUUUUGUGAUAUUUUACAAUUUUUUGAUAUACUUACGUGCGAAUAUAAGUGAUUUAC